CGUUUGUGUUCACCCCAAAUCCCAAUAGCUACAAAAAAAACUCUUAAAAUAUAGAUUUUUGCUAGAAGGCUCGUUUUCAAGUUCUUUUUCGAUGGCUGAAAUUGUUUUAGUAUUGAAUAGAAAAGCCUUUUAUUUGAUGGGGCUAUUUAGUGUUCUGUUACUGACUCAGAAGGGCAAUGCUUAUGAAUUCAAGGUGGGAGGUCCAAAAGGCAGUUGGGCAGCUCCUAGUGAUCCUAAUGCAGCCAACUUCAAUAAGUGGGCAGAGAUGAACAGGUUUCAGAUUGGCGACACCCUGUUCUUUGUUUAUCCUGCUGAUAGAGACUCUGUGCUACACGUAACUAAGGAUGACUACACAAAUUGCAACACGGCUGCACCCCUCGAAAAAUUCUCCGAUGGCCACACAGUGUUCAAGUUUAAUCAAUCAGGGCCAUGUUACUUCAUAAGUGGAGUUGAAGAUAACUGUAAGAAAAAUGAAAAACUGGCAGUAAUUGUGAUGGCAGAUAGAAGCAACCAUUCUUCAAACUCUAACCAAACAAUACCAUCUCCAGCGCCUGCCAGUGAAGUCCCCCCUUCUCCACCUCCCUCAGCAGAGGUGCCACCAUCUCCAGCUCCUGCCGGUGAAGAGUCUCCUUCUCCCCCUCCCUCGGGGGAGGAAAACCCGGCUGCAGCUCCUUCUCACGAAUCUCAUCCUCCUCCUCGAAAUGGUGCUUCUGCUAUUUGCUCAACUGCAGGCUUCAUUGGGGCUUUUGUAGGUUCAUCCCUCUUAUUUUUUUGAACUGAAAAUAUGCAUCCAAAUCGAUUGGCUUUCGUUUCUUUCCCCUUGAAGUUCUUUGGUUUGUUUGUCCAUAAUUUUUCCUUCGUUCUCUUGGUCGAUUCAACCUCAAACCCUACUGAUUGUUGACACUAUUAAGAAAUAAGGGGAUAGCUUUGCAAAGUUUGCAUUGGACACUGCUUCGUUAUGUAUUGUGGAUAGCGUAAAAAUGAAUAAAUAAAGCUCAAAAUAUUUUGUGUGGA
This is a messenger RNA of Olea europaea var. sylvestris, 1014 nucleotides long. RefSeq names its product early nodulin-like protein 3. The record is from RefSeq and is a predicted model, not a curated record. Gene Ontology annotation, molecular function: electron transfer activity. NCBI's taxonomy places the organism in Eukaryota, Viridiplantae, Streptophyta, Magnoliopsida, Lamiales, Oleaceae. Bases 92 to 775 code for a protein of 227 amino acids. Gene Ontology annotation, cellular component: plasma membrane. The transcript is spliced from 2 exons.